This is a messenger RNA of Fulmarus glacialis (Northern fulmar), 597 nucleotides long. Its product is annotated as U3 small nucleolar RNA-interacting protein 2-like. The annotation marks the transcript as partial. The record is from RefSeq and is a predicted model, not a curated record. The transcript is spliced from 6 exons. Gene Ontology annotation, molecular function: snoRNA binding; protein binding. Lineage: Eukaryota; Metazoa; Chordata; Aves; Procellariiformes; Procellariidae. Gene Ontology annotation, cellular component: small-subunit processome.
CACGUCCCGCUCUCCCUGCAGGUGCAGCCUCCGGAUCCAGCCAGCAUCCGAGUGCUGCGGGGGCACCAGCUGCCUGUCACCUGCCUGGUCAUCUCUCCAGAUGACAGGUUCAUCUUUUCCGAUUCCAAGGAUGGCUACCUCAUCAAAUGGGAGGUGGAGAGCGGGAAGAGGCUGUGCGUGGUGCCCGGGGGAAAGAAAGGCACCGAGGAGCGGCACAUGGGGCAUGCGUCCCACGUCCUCUGCAUGGCCAUCUCGUCGGAUGGCAAGUACCUGGCUACGGGAGACAGGAACAAGCUGAUCAUGAUCUGGGAUGCAGCCACCUGCAAGCGCCUGCACAUCUUCACUGGGCACCACGACGCCGUCUCGGGCCUGUCCUUCCGGAAGGGCACGCACCAGCUGUACAGUGCCUCCCAUGACCGCUGCGUCAAGGUCUGGAACGUGGCAGAGAACGCAUAUGUGGAGACCCUGUAUGGAACCGUGCGGCUCUGGAAGAUCCCUGAAGAGUCACAGCUCGUGUUUUAUGGGCACCAGGGCUCCAUCGACUGUAUCCAGCUCAUCAAUGAGGAGCACAUGGUGUCGGGCGCUGAUGACGGGUGA